Molecule: messenger RNA, 687 nt
Organism: Entrophospora sp. SA101
Lineage: Eukaryota; Fungi; Glomeromycota; Glomeromycetes; Entrophosporales; Entrophosporaceae
Source: the annotation of a GenBank genome assembly
AUGUCAAAUAAUACUAUUACUAAAGGCGAAAUAACCAAUGGUGAAGACGCAAUUGACGAAAGUAUUAUGAAUGAUAUGAAAGAUAUAUUUCAAGAAAUUGAUCAGGCAGAACUUGAACUUGCCAAACAACAAGUAAAACUUUUUACACCUAUUUAUGAAAAACAAAGAAAAGUUUUUGAAAAGAUUCCAAAAUUUUGGGCGCAAGCUUUGACCAAAAAUUCUCUUAUUGCUCAAUCAUUGUCAUAUGAUGAUUAUGAAGUUGUUCAGUACAUUACUGAUUUAAAUAUCAAAAGAGAUGACCCUGAAAAUUUAGAAAACUAUUCAAUUAUUUUCAAAUUUUCAGGAAACCCUUAUUUUAGCAACGAAGAAAUUGAAAAGGAUUUUACUAAAGAAGAUGACGGUGAUCAAUGUUUUUUUAGAUGGGGUCAAAGAAAACCUAAACAUGACAUAAAUGUUACUUCAAAACAUUUGAAAGAAGGACAUCUUAUUGAUGCUUGUGCUUAUGCUAGAAAGUUGCUGGAGAAUAAAUCAUCACUCAAAAAACGAUUUAAUUGCAAGAAGUUACAAAAGUUUAUAAUCUCUAUCAAAGAAGAAUCAGAAUUACCGAAAAUGUCAUCCAACCUACAUGUAAUGAUGAGCGAAUCUGAAAUUAUAUACAAUUUCAAAGAACUAAAAUUGCAGCAAUGA